Molecule: messenger RNA, 1376 nt
Organism: Oryza brachyantha (malo sina)
Lineage: Eukaryota; Viridiplantae; Streptophyta; Magnoliopsida; Poales; Poaceae
Product: myb family transcription factor PHL7-like
Exons: 8
Coding region: 642-1229 (195 amino acids)
Molecular function (GO): DNA binding; DNA-binding transcription factor activity
Source: RefSeq, a predicted model, not a curated record
CUCAACAUUCAUUUUGUACCUAAUUUAUAUUUGCAGUUCUAUGUUUCUUUCUUUAUCACGUGGAUGGUUUUGCAUGACCUAUGAUGCACUUCCAUCAUGUAUUGGGCAGAGGCUGCAUGUGCUUCUGAAAGAGCACCCUAUUGUUUCCAUGGCUAAUAUGAGAUAAUCAUUCAUUUUGUUUUCUUACCAUUUUGAGAAAUCUUGUACUUCUCUGCCUACCUUUCCUCCCAUGUACACCAACUGUGGUGACUGGUGUGAUAGACACAAUGUAGGAAGGACUAUAUAAAAGGGGUGAUAUACUUUAAAGGUUGGAAUGCCAUUCACUCCUCUCCCUAAAAUAGCCGGCGCAGUUUCGAUUCCCUUUUUCUCAUCAUAGACACUGGUACUAGUAUUUAUAGCAAGCUCUAGUUUCUCUUAUGCUGACUAAAUGCAUGUUUGAUUUCAAAUAUGGGAUUUCAAAACAUUUGUACUCGUUUGAUCUCUCCCAUUUCUAUUUGGAAAUGUUUUGAGUUACCAUGAGAGCACAUCCUCACGUUUACACCAUACAUACAAUUUACUGAAUUCUGUCUUGUUUGAUUACACAAUCAAAACUACCUUUGUUUUAAUCUUUACUGAAGUUCCCUGAGUUUGAUUUGCAGAAUAUGUCCAACAGCAAACCAGCACAAGACGAUGAUGCUUCUUACAUGUCAAGCAUUCUGGCUUCUCGCAUUAUCUGGGCUAUGCAGGCAACAAGGAGUUACCUCCGAUGGUCUGAUGAUCUCCAUAAGAUCUUUGUGGAGGCUGUGGCUUUCCAAGGAGGUCCCUAUGAAGCUAAACCAACUGCAGUGAAGGAGACGAUGCAAACCAUGGGUGUCACCGGCAUUACGACCCAAAACAUCAAGAGUCACCUCCAGUACAGGGAGAGUUUCAAUUCAGGAGCUGGAUCUCUUCAAGAUCAUGAUGUUCAGGGCACCAUUUCUCCAAGCAAGGAAGCACUUGAUCUGACAUCCGAGAUGGUUAGGGACAAUGAUGCCAUCCUGGCUGAAAUGGAGAUGGUGAACAAUAUGCUUAUGGAUGACAACAUUGAGGUGGUGGAGACCAAUAUUUCUGUGGACGAUAUGCAGGACCUGAUGAAUGAAAUCAUGCUGAUCGAACACAAUGACACUGGGAUUAUUUCUGAGAGUGCUCUCGACGAGUAUAUGGAUGACUUGGCCGGCUACGCUUUCGACCUUAUGGACUCUACAACAUAGAAUUGUGGUGAAAACCAAAAUAUAUUUCGGGUAGAAUUGAAGGGAAAUUCCUAUGUUCCAAAGCGGUGCCUUUGUUCUCUUUACCUGUUCGUUUCUCAUUGAAGUGACAGUGGUAGUGUAUAAUUUUUUAUGUUUAGCUUUCUAUAA